Agelaius phoeniceus (red-winged blackbird) is the source of this 2856-nucleotide messenger RNA. RefSeq names its product acetyl-CoA acyltransferase 1 (gene ACAA1). Gene Ontology annotation, cellular component: peroxisome. The record is from RefSeq and is a predicted model, not a curated record. Gene Ontology annotation, biological process: fatty acid beta-oxidation; phenylacetate catabolic process. NCBI's taxonomy places the organism in Eukaryota, Metazoa, Chordata, Aves, Passeriformes, Icteridae. Gene Ontology annotation, molecular function: acetyl-CoA C-acyltransferase activity.
AUGGCGGCGGCGGCGCGGCGGGCACAGCUGGUGCUGGGGCACUUGGCCGGGGCCGCGCCGGGCCCGGGGGCCGCGCCCAGGGCCGUGCCGUGCUCCGGGGGCCCCCCGCGGGCCGGCAGCCCCGACGAUGUGGUGGUGGUGCACGGCCGCAGGACCGCCAUCGGCCGCGCCCGCCGCGGCGGCUUCAAGGACACAACACCUGAUGAGCUGCUGGCUGCUGUGAUGACAGCUGUCCUUCAGGAUGUCAACCUCCGUCCUGAGGUGCUGGGAGACAUCUGUGUGGGGAAUGUGCUGCAGCCUGGAGCUGGUGCCUUGAUUGCAAGAGUUGCACAGUUUCUAAGUGGCAUUCCAGAGACAGUGCCGUGCUCCAGUGUGAACAGGCAGUGCUCCUCCGGGCUGCAGGCCAUUAUCAACAUAGCUGGUGGCAUCCGAAAUGGAUCCUAUGACAUUGGCUUGGCCUGUGGAGUGGAAACAAUGUCCCUCAGAAGUGCAAAUAACCCUGGUGAUAUCAGUUCCAGCAUGAUGGAUAACCCCAAAGCUCGAGAUUGCCUUAUUCCUAUGGGAAUAACCUCAGAAAAUGUGGCAGAGAAGUUUGGAGUUUCCCGGAAGAAGCAAGAUGCCUUUGCCUUGGCUUCCCAACAAAAAGCAGCAAAAGCUCAGCAGAUGGGACUGUUUAAAACAGAGAUUGUUCCAGUGAAGACCACUGUUGCAGAUAAUGAGGGCAACAAAAAAACAAUCACUGUGCACCAAGAUGAAGGGAUCAGACCCUCCACAACACUGGAAGGCUUGGCAAAGCUGAAACCUGCCUUCAAAGAGGAUGGAAGCACUACAGCAGGGAAUGCCAGCCAGGUCAGUGAUGGAGCAGCUGCUGUUCUCCUGGCAAAACGUUCCAAGGCAGCACAGCUGGGCCUGCCAGUGCUGGGGGUGCUGAGGUCCUUUGCUGUGGUGGGAGUGCCACCUGAUGUGAUGGGCAUAGGGCCAGCCUAUGCCAUCCCUGUUGCUGUGGAAAAGGCAGGUCUGACUCUGAAUGACAUUGAUAUAUAUGAAAUUAAUGAAGCCUUUGCAAGCCAGGCUGUGUACUGUGUUGAGAAGCUGGGCAUUCCCAUGGAGAAGGUGAACCCCCUGGGAGGAGCCAUAGCCCUGGGACACCCCCUGGGCUGCACCGGGGCUCGGCAGGUCGUCACUCUGCUCCAUGAACUGAAGCGCAGAGGGAAGAGAGCAUAUGGAGUCGUGUCCAUGUGCAUUGGAACCGGCAUGGGAGCUGCAGCCGUGUUCGAGUACCCGGGGAAGUGAAGUGAGCUCCAGUGCUGACACAACACCACCACAGCUCCCUCUCUGCCUUCCCAAGGCCUGGCAAGUGAUUGCCACUGAAAUCAAGUGGGUUCUGGGAUUUGUUACUAGAUCUACAAAUUUUAGGCAGAAAUUGUGAAGUAGAAUUAAUGGUGCAGUUCUGCAAAGAAGGUGAGGAAAUGCAGAACUGGCACAUGGCUUCCUGACAUAACUAAUUAGCUCAGCUGAAAUUCAACUACAGCCCCUGGUGUGAUGAUUAUGAAUGAUGUGGUGAUUAUUUUAAAUUUAAUUGAUCUUUUUACUCUGUGAAUAUUACCAAAGGGUAAUAGUUCAUGGGACAGUAUUUUUGUGUGACAAAUUGGCAAAAAGAGUCAUUCAAAACAAAGACAUCAGUCCACGUGAAAAGAGUUUUCCAGCAUUUCCUUAAAAGGUUUCACCAUUUUGUAAGAAGUUUAAAAGAGCUUGUUUUGAAGCAAAGACUUGACAUCCUUGCCUUUACAACUGUGUCAGAAGUUGUCUGUGUGUUAAAUUGUCCCUACACUGGAGGAUGGGCUGUAGCUUGCUGCUGGUGGAGCUGCUCUGAAGCGUCUCUCCAGUGGGACAAAGUGGAAGGACUGAACAUAAUUUCCACAGGAAAUGCCUGAAUGGAAAGGUUCUGGUGAAUUGCUAGAAGCCAGGAUUGGAUGUGGCCAUUCCUUCUUUUACAUGUCUGAGUGUCAGUUGUGUGAGUCCAAAGACAAUCUUGUGUUUAAUCAUAUUUACCUACCUAACAUAAAGCAAAUGGCAGCAUUACAUUUACUGCAAGCACUACAUGAACAUCAGUGACAGCUCAGCCCUUCAGUGCUAAUACAAACAUGUUCUGUCUUGUGUCUUUUGUCAUCCCUUAUUUCUUCUCUUGUCUGAACAGAAAGAUCACUGAAACUCAGCUCGAAAAAGAAAUUUACUCAUUGCUGCUUUGAAUUUGUAACAAACUGAAGUUCUUUGUCCUGACUUUUUGCACUUAAUAAUACAAUUGGGUUCUUGCAAUACAAUUGUUUCCUUUUUAUGAUGAUUUUGAGUUGAAGGUCAUGAUGAGUUAGAGCUCUCUGAUAUUUUCACAAUCCCAUGCUGAAACCUGUCUCACCCAGCAAUCACACAGACCCUUAGAGCCAAAAAACUGAAUUAUUUAGAGGGAAUAAUGAGCCAUUUAUAAAAGCCUUUUAUUUAGUGGAAGUGGAAAAUUUAACAAACUCAGAAGUGGGAAUUCCAGUGACCUUUAGCUAAAAUAAUACUAAAAUAGUUUAAAGAGAAGUGAGAGUAAAUGGGAACCAUGUGGGGGGAAAGAAUGAAAUUGAAGAAGGGUUCCUCCCUCUGUUGCUGAAGGGGAUGUUCUCAAGGCCCAAGCAUGAUGAAACACACAGGUUGGUAAUUUUCCAAGGAGACCAGGGAAAGUUCUCGCUUCCCUUUUUCAUGUAAGGCACUGAGAAAAGAGCCUGGGAAAUGCUGGCCUAUUCAUCAAUUCUUGUUUUAUUAUGUGCCAAUGUCCAUUUUAAUGUCAAACAAAUAAAUGAGGCAAAACAAAAGCUA